Molecule: messenger RNA, 6059 nt
Organism: Cynocephalus volans (Philippine flying lemur)
Lineage: Eukaryota; Metazoa; Chordata; Mammalia; Dermoptera; Cynocephalidae
Gene: ABR
Product: ABR activator of RhoGEF and GTPase
Exons: 24
Coding region: 1-3492 (1163 amino acids)
Biological process (GO): protein phosphorylation; positive regulation of GTPase activity; intracellular signal transduction
Cellular component (GO): membrane
Molecular function (GO): GTPase activator activity; guanyl-nucleotide exchange factor activity; protein serine/threonine kinase activity
Source: RefSeq, a predicted model, not a curated record
AUGUGGGACCCGCAGGAGUUUGAGCGUUCCUGGCGGGCCGAGUUCCCCGGGGAGGAGGCGCCCGUCAUGAGGCUGGACUCGGUGAUGGACGUGGAGCGGGAGCUGGAGCGUUGCAAACUCAACCUGAAGCGGCUGCAACAGGUGUUGGCCGAGGAGAAGUUCAAAGUCGUCUACCUGCAGGCGGCCCUGGCCGGGGAGAAGCUGGACCUCGGCAGCGGGCGCCCGGCGGGCGGAGACGGGGACAGCGGGAGAGCCUCGGGGGAGGCGCCGGCCAGGCCGGAGCCGCCACCGUGCGAGAAGGAGGACGCAGCGGGCGGCGACGGAGACCCCCCGGGCUUGGCGCGCCCCGACCCGGAGGUGGCGGCGAAGGCCGAGUCUCCCCCCUACGUGUGCCUGGACCUGCCCGCCUGGCCCGGGGCGGCGGGGGGAGGGGGCGCGGUGCGCAGCUUGACCGCCGCCAUCCACCAGCAGCUGCUGCAGCCUCGCCUCCUCUUCAGGCCCCGGGAGGACUGCACGCCCCCCGGCCACGAUGGCACGGGCGAACCGGACGCCUCGGGCACGGACGAUGGGGCCAACAGCAGUGACCAUGACUUCGAGAUGGUGGAUUUGAACGAGAAAUUUGUCCUUGGUCACUUGCUCUUGGCCCCCUGCCGGUUCGGGACCCGAGAUGAGGCUGAGAAGCCGGCGCCGGCGGGCAGCCCCCACCGCUGGACGCACCUGAUCCCUGGGGGCCGGCGGCAGCAGCGCCGGAGUCGCGACCUGGAGCAGCUGGAGGCGGAGGCCAAGGACGGUCGGGGCUCGCCCCUGGCCGCGGAUGAGCCCCCUGGGCGCGGAACCCGCGAGCACCUCCUCCCGUGGGGGCGCAAGAGGUUCCUGCGGGUUCCUGAGCGGGACUCGCUCAGCCACAGCUCGCCCGAGAGGGGCAGCGACUGCAGCCACAACAGCUCGGACCCCGAGGACGGCUCUUCUGCAGACUUCAGCUACGGGGCAGACGACUACGACGGAGAGGGGAAUGAGGAGCAGAAGGGACCCCCGGAGGGCUCAGAGACCAUGCCAUACAUCGAUGAGUCGCCCACCAUGUCACCCCAGCUCAGUGCCCGCAGCCAGGGCGGCGGGGACAGCAUCUCCCCCACCCCACCUGAGGGGCUGGCACCUGGGGUGGAAGCAGGGAAAGGCCUGGAGAUGAGGAAGUUGGUUCUGUCGGGGUUCCUGGCCAGUGAAGAGAUCUACAUUAACCAGCUGGAAGCCCUGUUGCUGCCCAUGAAACCCCUCAAGGCCACAGCCACCACCUCCCAGCCCGUGCUCACCAUCCAGCAGAUUGAGACCAUCUUCUACAAGAUCCAGGACAUCUACGAGAUCCACAAGGAGUUCUACGACAACCUCUGCCCUAAAGUGCAGCAGUGGGACAGCCAGGUCACAAUGGGCCACCUCUUCCAGAAGCUGGCCAGCCAGCUUGGUGUGUACAAAGCUUUUGUGGAUAACUAUAAGGUCGCUUUGGAGACAGCUGAGAAGUGCAGCCAGUCCAACAACCAGUUCCAGAAGAUCUCAGAGGAACUCAAAGUGAAAGGUCCCAAGGACUCCAAGGACAGCCAUACGUCAGUCACCAUGGAAGCUCUUCUCUACAAGCCCAUUGACCGAGUCACACGGAGCACUCUGGUCCUACACGACCUGCUGAAGCACACACCUGUGGACCACCCAGACUACCCGCUGCUACAGGAUGCCCUCCGCAUCUCCCAGAACUUCCUGUCCAGCAUCAACGAGGACAUUGAUCCCCGCCGGACAGCAGUCACGACCCCCAAGGGGGAGACGCGGCAGCUGGUGAAGGAUGGCUUCCUGGUGGAAGUGUCAGAGAGCUCCCGGAAGCUGCGGCACGUCUUCCUCUUUACAGAUGUCCUACUGUGUGCCAAGCUGAAGAAGACUUCUGCGGGGAAGCACCAACAGUAUGACUGUAAGUGGUAUAUCCCCCUGGCCGACUUAGUGUUUCCAUCCCCCGAGGAGUCUGAAGCCAGCCCCCAGGUGCACCCCUUCCCAGAUCAUGAGCUGGAGGACAUGAAAACAAAGAUAUCUGCCCUCAAGAGUGAAAUCCAGAAGGAGAAAGCCAACAAAGGGCAGAGCCGGGCCAUCGAGCGCCUGAAAAAGAAGAUGUUUGAGAAUGAGUUCUUGCUGCUGCUCAAUUCUCCCACUAUCCCGUUUCGGAUCCACAAUCGGAAUGGAAAGAGCUACCUGUUCCUAUUGUCCUCGGACUAUGAGAGGUCAGAGUGGAGAGAAGCAAUUCAGAAACUACAGAAAAAGGAUCUCCAGGCCUUUGUCCUGAGCUCAGUAGAGCUCCAGGUGCUCACAGGAUCCUGUUUCAAGCUUAGGACUGUACACAACAUUCCUGUCACCAGCAAUAAAGACGACGACGAGUCUCCUGGGCUCUAUGGCUUCCUGCAUGUCAUCGUCCACUCUGCUAAGGGAUUUAAGCAGUCAGCCAACCUGUACUGUACCCUGGAGGUAGAUUCCUUUGGUUAUUUUGUCAGCAAAGCCAAAACCAGGGUAUUCCGGGACACAACAGAGCCCAAGUGGGAUGAGGAGUUUGAGAUUGAGCUGGAGGGUUCUCAGUCCCUGAGGAUCCUGUGCUAUGAGAAGUGCUAUGACAAGACUAAGGUCAACAAGGACAACAACGAGAUUGUGGACAAGAUCAUGGGCAAAGGGCAGAUCCAGUUGGACCCACAAACUGUGGAGACCAAGAACUGGCACACGGAUGUGAUUGAGAUGAAUGGGAUCAAGGUGGAAUUCUCCAUGAAGUUCACCAGCCGAGAUAUGAGCCUAAAGAGGACCCCGUCCAAAAAGCAGACUGGUGUCUUCGGUGUGAAGAUCAGCGUGGUGACUAAGCGGGAGCGCUCCAAGGUACCCUACAUCGUCCGGCAGUGUGUGGAAGAGGUGGAGAAAAGGGGCAUUGAGGAGGUUGGCAUCUACCGGAUAUCAGGGGUGGCCACGGACAUCCAGGCGCUGAAGGCUGUCUUUGAUGCCAAUAACAAGGACAUCCUUCUGAUGCUGAGUGACAUGGACAUCAAUGCCAUUGCUGGUACCCUCAAGCUGUACUUCCGGGAACUGCCUGAGCCCCUCCUCACAGACCGACUUUACCCAGCCUUCAUGGAGGGCAUCGCCCUGUCAGACCCUGCUGCCAAGGAAAACUGCAUGAUGCACCUCCUCCGCUCCCUGCCCGACCCCAACCUCAUCACCUUCCUCUUCCUGCUGGAACACUUGAAAAGGGUUGCUGAGAAGGAGCCCGUCAACAAAAUGUCACUUCACAACCUGGCUACCGUAUUUGGCCCCACGUUACUGAGACCCUCAGAAGUGGAGAGCAAAGCACACCUCACGUCAGCUGCAGACAUCUGGUCCCAUGAUGUCAUGGCACAGGUCCAGGUCCUCCUCUACUACCUGCAGCACCCCCCCAUUUCCUUCGCAGAACUGAAGCGGAACACACUGUACUUCUCCACUGAUGUGUAGCCCGAGGCGGGGGUGGCUGUGGGGGGUGGCCAGGGCCAGCCUCUCCAGCUGGGGGCCCAACUGACUUGAAAGACUGCAAUAGAAAACUCCCAAACUCAGCACUCCAGACUCCAAGGGAAGCCAACUUCCAAGAACUGGAAUAUGUGCAACUUUUGUGCCACCUUGUACAAAGCCAGCUGACCAGCCCCCAGCCUCACCUCCGCACCCUGGGCUCCUGCCCUCCGUACCUCUAGUUGUGUCUAAUGCUCCAUGCUGUUCGGGAUUUGUUUUAUAUAUAUUUGUUCUGCAGAAAAGGUAGUGACCGACCUGGUAUGGGCACACUGACAGCCUGCUUUGUUCUUUCAUUUCCUCCAACACUUUCUUUCCUCCAGAGUCCAGUCCAAGGGCUUUUAUUUUGUGCGGUGCAACUGCUGCCAGCUUCUCCUCUCUUGGCCCUGUUCCCAGACUGCUGUCUCCUGGCAGCCUCCCCUCGGUUUUCCUCUACCCUCUUCCUUCCAGCCUGCCUACAUGCAUGUGCAGCCUUGGUUUUCGCUCCAUCACCUUGAAAGUCCUGAAGAGGCCUGGGUGGCAGCAGCAGUGGGCCUGUCUGAUGCUGCCAUUUGCUGCCACCAGCCCUCUUCUUGCUCUCCGCCUGUGGAAGCACACCCGCUCUUCCUUGCUGCCUGUGCAAAUGUUGGACAAGGAGACAGACUCACUCUAAUCCUCAGCACAGAGUUGGAGAGCUGAUUUCUGGAAUUUUCCAUUUGAGAAUCUCCAUUUUUGGGGUUUAUCUGUUCUGUCUCCUGCCUACCAGUGAGGCAUCUUUGAUUGUUUCUUCUACUGCUUUUCAGUUCCUUUUCUCCUGGUGUUUCCUUUGAGUGUACAGAUUCACAAAAAGUGACCUGCUAUCAAGAUAGCCAGUAGGUCAGGAAGGAAUCUGUGGGUGUGGGAGAGUCAGGCUGCUGAGGAAACAAGACAGGUUGAUCAGUCAGACGAGUGCCAUGCAGCGCUCGUUGUGGGGGGAAGCAGCUUUGAGUAGCAAGGAGUUGUAAUGGCUUUUCUAACGGAGCUGAACUUCCUGGAGGGCAACUGAGAUGGCUGAAGCAGGUGUCCAGAAACAGGCAGGUCCCCUCCAGGAGGCUGGCAUCUCACGUACCUCGUGGUACUUUUGCCUUAGAUUUUACACACAUUUUCCACAGCUGAGCACUGCCACGGGGCAGCCCCAUUGCCACGUGUGCUCCAGGGCCUGGAAAAGGAAGGUGCACAGCCCAGCGGUAGCCAGCCAUCAUGGUGCUGCCCCCUACCCCGUCCCAGCAUCUAGAUGCAGCCUUUUCGGUGAACUCUGGGAAACACCAGAAGUUGGGGAGGAUGAGGGAUCACAGGCACCUGCCUCUCUCGGAACUGGGGUUUACUGGGGGCCCUCCUUGUUGUCACUCUAUUCCAGAGUAGGGGAUCAGCAGGUUCCCUCCCCAACUUUGAGACCCAUUGCUCAGGACUGGAAAGGAGUGAGAUAUAUUCCCAAAGCGCAGUUCCCACCUGAGCAGUGGCUGUUGGUCAGUGGCAGUUAGCCUGGGAGGGCAGACACUCCUACCUACAGGGGCUUGAGCUACAGCACAGCUCCCUGGACCUUCUGGCAGAGAGUAGAUUCUGGGCCAUCAGGACUGGGGAGAACAGCUCCCAUUGUGUAUGCUCAGGGCUGAGUCUUAAAGAAGGGUUUGCUGGCCCUAAAGCUGUUGUGCUUGCUCAGGCAGGGCCCUUUCUCAUCCUGUUUAUAUUUGUUGCCUUCAGCAGAACGGUACACAUUCUGUGCAUGUUGGAGGAAAGAAAUGCCUAAAAGGAAAGAAAUUCUGACUACCCAGCUGCCUAAUAGCAGCUUAGCAAGAAGCCCCACUCCCUGGGACAGGAGGUGGGGAAAGGAUGCCACUUGAGCCUAAAGAUCGCAGCACCUGAACAUUCCUGAAGUAUCUGCUUGGCACUCAGGUGGUGUGUGGCAUGGACAGUUCUUGCUUGCUUCCAAAGGGAUUGACAGGAAUGAGUUAGGGCCUAACUACAGAAAGUUACAGCCAAAAAUGGGUGCUCUGACUUCCCCAAAGCAAGGAAUGUUUGCUUCUCAGCAUCAGGUAGCUACUGCACCCCCAAGCUUGCUUAGGCAGGAUAGGAGGAAGGCUGCAAAGGCCGAUUUAUGCAAAAGGUUCAUAAUAUUUAUAAUUCUACCCCCAGAGUGGGGAGGGGAGGGUGCCAGACCUGGACUAAGCUGCCACAAGGAAAAUACCCGGUGGGUUCUCCUGAGGGACAGGGACUAUGCAGCCCAGAACCCCAUUACUGUGCCCAGCAGGGUGGGCUGUGCCAACAUGAGCCCAGGAGACAGGCUACAGAAAUCCCAGGUAUGCCUGUCCUUGCUGGGCAAUGGCUGAGGGUUGCCAGUUUUUGCUGAUACAGGUAAGAUGGGACCCUUCCUUAAUAUUUGACUUUAAUAAGUUGGUAAGGAUAUAUCUUUUUUUUAAUCUAUGUUCUGUUUCAACUUAUGUAGAUUAUUAUAAAUUGAUGUAAACCAUGUGAGAGAAAAAUGUUAAUAAAAAAAAAAUGCG